AUGUGGAACUACCAUCUUCCUGGUCAGGGGAAGAACCCACUGAAUGCUGGGAAAAAUGUCAAGAAAGAUCCCGGCGUCCCGAACCUCUCCCACUUCAAAGAGCAGGCCAAAAGGCAGGCCGAGCAGAAGAAAAAGAGGGUAGAAGAGAUGAAAGCAAAGCAAAAAGAUGCCCGGCAGAAAAAACUGGCGAAAAGAAGGAGCUUGGACACGUUUCAGAACGAUGCACUGAGGCGGCAGAGGGAGUUUGAGCAGAAGGAGGCAGAUCUGCGGAGCUUGGAGAAACAAUAGCAGCUGGAGAAUGAGAACUCCAGGAAAGCCUAUUAUCGGGAAUUCAAAAAGGUGGUGGAAGCAGCUGACGUUAUCCUUGAAGUCCUGGAUGCCCGGCAUCCACUGGGUUGUCGCUGCCCACAGGUGGAGCAGGCUGUGGUGCAGAGCGGUACACACAAAAGGCUAGUCUUAGUUCUUAACAAAAUAGAUCUUGUGUCCAAACCUAUAGUGGAGAAAUGGCUGAAGUACCUGCGGAAUGAGUUUCCUACGGUGGCGUUCAAGGCGUCUACACAGCAGCAGAAUAAGAACCUGCAACAAAGCAGAGUACCGGUCACCCAAGCAUCGGAGGACCUGCUUAGCUCAGGAGCUGAUUGUCUUAUGAAACUUCUUGGAAACUACUGCAGAAAUCAGGACAUCAAGACGUCCAUAACCGUCGGGGUUGUAGGUUUUCCUAAUGUGGGAAAAAGCAGUUUAAUUAACAGCCUAAAGAGGGCGCGAGCGUGCAGUGUUGGAGCAACGCCCGGAGUCACCAAAUGCCUGCAAGAGGUUCACCUAGACAAGCACAUAAACUUUCUGGACUGCCCGGGUAUCGUCAUGGCGACGUCUACAUCCGAUGCCGCCAUGAUUUUGCGGAACUGUGUGAAAAUUGAGCAGUUGAUUGACCCAGUAGGACCGGUGGAGGCCAUCCUGAGACGCUGCAAUAAAGAUCAGGUAGUUGAUGGGAGAGGGUGUCGGGUAGAGGAAUAG
Messenger RNA from Bufo bufo (common toad), 1014 nucleotides. Its product is annotated as guanine nucleotide-binding protein-like 3-like protein. NCBI's taxonomy places the organism in Eukaryota, Metazoa, Chordata, Amphibia, Anura, Bufonidae. The record is from RefSeq and is a predicted model, not a curated record. Gene Ontology annotation, cellular component: nucleolus. Gene Ontology annotation, molecular function: GTP binding.